Messenger RNA from Penicillium waksmanii, 711 nucleotides. Its product is annotated as GNAT family N-acetyltransferase. The record is from RefSeq and is a predicted model, not a curated record. Gene Ontology annotation, molecular function: protein-N-terminal-alanine acetyltransferase activity; protein N-terminal-serine acetyltransferase activity. The transcript is spliced from 2 exons. Bases 1 to 711 code for a protein of 236 amino acids. NCBI's taxonomy places the organism in Eukaryota, Fungi, Ascomycota, Eurotiomycetes, Eurotiales, Aspergillaceae.
AUGGUUAUGCCGAUUGACUUCUGCUUUCCUGUACGAGAGUUGUCCGAUGGCUUGGUUAAGUUGACGCCAUUCAAUGUGAGCAAGCAUGCUAAGCCCUUCUUUGACGGGUCCAAGGACCAUCCAGAGCUCUACAGGUAUAUGUCUAUCGGACCCUUUGACACAGACCAAGAGUUCGUGACCAAAUUUAUCGAGAACUUUGUGAAUGCACAACCAUCAGUUGUGUGCUUCGCGGUAAUUGAUAAGAGGAAGCCACCUUCAGUGGUCGACCCCGAAGGUGAACUCGCUGGGAUGGUUUCAUACAUGGCUGCCACGGCGGCUCACCUCUCCGCGGAGGUUGGGUACAUCAUUAUUCUCCCUCCAUACCAGCGAACUCACGUCACAACCCAUGCAAUCGGACUCCUUCUUCAUUAUGCGCUAGAUUCCCCGGAGCAAGGUGGUUUAGGCCUUCGUCGGAUGCAGUGGCUUGCUGAUCCUCCGAAUAAGGCGUCGCUGUCCGCAGCGCAGAGGAUGGGGUUUCAACUGGAGGGGAUCUUACGGUGGAAUAAAGUCGUUCCCGAUGCCGACGCGAGAGGAAAGGUACACAACGGGCGCGAAAAACCGUCAUAUGGAGAACAGAAAGAUAGAGGUCGGGAUACGGCAUAUCUUUCGCUCUGUUGGGAUGAUUGGGUGGGUGGGAAGAGAGAGGUCGUAGAUGAACUUUUAUCUAGAUAG